This is a messenger RNA of Daldinia loculata, 850 nucleotides long. RefSeq lists its product as uncharacterized. Bases 1 to 807 code for a protein of 268 amino acids. The record is from RefSeq and is a predicted model, not a curated record. The transcript has a single exon. NCBI's taxonomy places the organism in Eukaryota, Fungi, Ascomycota, Sordariomycetes, Xylariales, Hypoxylaceae.
AUGAGUGAAACACCGCCUGAAACUUUCGUAGAAUUUCUAACAUCUAAUACAUUCAAUGACCUUCCAGAUGACCCAGAUAUGUCUUCCCAGCGCGAGAUCUUCUGGCAUCAGAUAGGACCGUCCAACGCAGGAUUCUCUAAAGGAGAUCUUGAGUUCAUGAAGCAAGAAGAAUACCUACGAAUGAAAUGGCCAUGUUCGGAAGCUAUGCCAGAAUCAUUUGACCCAGACACAUUAGAAACCGCCAGGCAAGCUAGGUUCAAAAGUGUUAAUGAGGAUAAAAGUACGACUGAGAUUAGUGCUGGGGUUUCCUCGAAAAAUGACACCGAGUUACACGACUCGAAUGCUGAGGGACAAUGUAAGGUGGACGAACAGGUGUCAGAUGUAAUACACCUCGACGAAGCAAACGCUUCUGAUGAAUCCGUCUUCGUAGAUGUAACACUUCCUGAACCACUAGACUCGGGCGAUCAACUUGACGACUACAACAGAGAAGUAACCAUAAAGGACGUAUCAGCAAGAAACAUCCUACAGGUGAGUCAAGGUAGCUAUGAUAUGUCUAUGGCCGGUGACAUAUGCGGUUCGGAGUUGAUAUCGGAGUUGGUAUCGGAGCCGGACCCCGUCGAGCGUGAGCCCACUCCGCGCAUGGGAUCGGGAUCUAAACCACCACUUUCUAGAAGUGCAUACGCAGCAGUUGCGCAGCCCUGUCCUAAAGACGGAUACCUGGACAAGCGACCUUGUAUGACUUUAAUGGGUUAUCCUCGGGCGCCCAAAUACUUUCCAUUUAAAAGCAGAGUAGGAAGUAAGAAGUGAUGCAUUUCCUACCUUGACGUGGAUAGUGACUAAGGAUCCAUCC